Messenger RNA from Arabidopsis arenosa, 1335 nucleotides. NCBI's taxonomy places the organism in Eukaryota, Viridiplantae, Streptophyta, Magnoliopsida, Brassicales, Brassicaceae. The record is from the annotation of a GenBank genome assembly.
AGAAGACCAAGAAGAAGAAUUGAGAGAAUGUGGUGGUGGUCUUCUUCAACAAAAGGUCGUUCGAAUCUGGAGAGGUUUCUUUUAGGAAUCACUCCUAAGCCUCCUUCGUUCUCUCUUCCUCAGGAACAGGGAAAGGAGGAGAUUGAGUAUUUCAGGCUUGGUGAUCUCUGGGAUUGUUAUGAUGAGAUGAGUGCAUAUGGCUUUGGAACACAGGUUGAUUUAAGCAAUGGCGAAACCGUUAUGCAGUACUAUGUCCCAUACCUAUCUGCCAUCCAAAUCCACACUAACAAACCCGCAUUGCUUUCCAGGAACCAGAAUGAGGUGGCUGAAUCUGAGAGUAGCGAGGGUUGGAGCGAUAGUGAGAGUGAAAAGUUGUUGUCAAGGUCAUUGAGCAAUGAUUCGAGCAAAACAUGGGAUGCUGUCUCUGAAGACUCGGUUUUUGAUCCGGAUGGUACGCCAUUGCUGAAAGAGAGACUUGGUUGCCUUGACUUUAAGUACAUUGAAAGAGAUCCUCCGCACAAGCGAAUUCCCUUAACCGACAAGAUAAACGUAUUGGUGGAGAAAUAUCCAGGACUCAUGACCUUAAGGAGUGUGGACAUGUCUCCUGCAAGUUGGAUGGCUGUUGCGUGGUACCCGAUAUAUCAGAUCCCGACCUGCAGAAACGAAAAAGAUUUGACGACAGGCUUCCUAACUUAUCAUACUCUAUCUUCUUCUUUUCAAGAUAAUGUGGUGGAAGGAGAUCAAAGCAACAACACAGGCAAUGAAGAAACAGAGUUUUGUGAAGAUUCUGUUAUAAACAAGAGAAUCCCAUUGCCUCCAUUUGGUGUAGCAACUUACAAAAUGCAAGGAGAUCUUUGGGGGAUGACGGGAUUUGACCAAGACCGGUUGGUUUAUCUUCAAAGCGCUGCGGAUUCAUGGCUGAAACAGCUCAAUGUUGAUCACCAUGACUAUAACUUCUUCCUAAACUCAAGCUUCUAAAGAUCAAUCGGGUCGUUCGUAUGUUUGUCCUUCUCCAAACCUAAAAAAAAAAACUCAUAACCCUGAACUUUUCUUUGUUGUUUUCGAAAGCUCCUUUCCUUCUCUGUGUUUUUGUUCUUUUUGGGCUCGUUGUGUUGUUUUAGGUAGCAACCGCCGCCAUCGCGGAGUUUUUUCUCCUGUUGCAAGCCAAUCAUGGAAGUUUCUAAGAAGAAAACAGAGCUUUUUCUUUCUUUUUUACGGUGUUGAGAAAACAAGAAAGUUGUUUUCUUUUCUUGGGUGAGAUCAUGUAAAUUGACCUUGAACAGAGAACUCUGUUUUGUACUUUUCUGUCUAAAUAUAUAAAAAUCUGUCUUUCUU